This is a messenger RNA of Entelurus aequoreus (snake pipefish), 6417 nucleotides long. RefSeq names its product ankyrin repeat domain 44 (gene ankrd44). The transcript is spliced from 28 exons. Gene Ontology annotation, molecular function: protein binding. The record is from RefSeq and is a predicted model, not a curated record. The coding region runs from base 416 to 3595 and encodes 1059 amino acids. Lineage: Eukaryota; Metazoa; Chordata; Actinopteri; Syngnathiformes; Syngnathidae.
GUUGAUGCUGAGGAAGCCUCCAGUGCAUCAAGCAGCAAGAGGAGACGCACACGCUCCCACAGCCUCCAGCUCCUUCCUGGUCCGGCCCGACUGGGUAAGCCUGGCCGCCUUCAGGCUCCUGCUCGCCGGGGAGGAGCCAGCCUCCAGCGUCCCCCCCCUCCCCCGACAAGCCACCACCAGCGGCGGGCUCAGGCUGUUCCGGCUUGCCGCCGCUGCUGAACGGAGCAAGGGAAGGCUUCCGCCGGGCCCGCGGUGACUCGCACCGGGCCCGGCCUACUUCCCCACACCCCCCUCCCUGCCGCCUCCGCAGACACCCUCGCCCGCAGCGGAGGAGCGGACCUCGACCGUCAGCAUCGUCGCCCCGUGGUGUUGCGGUGUCGGCGGGCGUGGAUGAGCCGCUGGAGCCGAGGCGGAGAUGGCUGUCCUCAAACUGGCCGACCAGCCUCCUCUCAUCCAGGCCAUCUUCAGCGCCGACCCCGAGGACAUACGAAUACUCAUAUGCAAGUCUGAAGACAUCAACGCUCUGGAUGCUGAGAAGCGCACUCCACUCCAUGCGGCCGCCUUCCUGGACGAUGCCGACAUCACCGAACUCCUCAUCCUCUCUGGCGCCCGGGUCAACGCCAAAGACAACAUGUGGCUCACCCCCCUCCACCGGGCCGUGGCGUCCCGCAGCGAGGAGGCCGUGCGAGUGCUGAUCCGCCACUCGGCCGACGUCAACGCCCGCGACAAGAACUGGCAGACGCCGCUGCACGUGGCCGCCGCCAACAACGCGCUGCGCUGCGCCGAAGUCCUCAUCCCCAUGCUGAGCAGCGUCAACGUGUCGGACCGCGGCGGGCGCACCGCCCUGCACCACGCCGCCCUCAAUGGCCACACGGAGAUGGUCAAUCUUCUCCUCGCCAAAGGAGCCAACAUCAACGCUUUCGACAAGAAGGACGGGCGGGCGCUGCACUGGGCCGCCUUUAUGGGUCACUUGGAUGUGGUGUGCCUGCUGGUGAGCCAGGGGGCGGAGAUAAGCUGCAAGGACAAGCGAGGCUACACCCCCCUGCACACGGCGGCCUCUAGUGGACAGAUAGCGGUGGUGAAGCACCUGCUCCACCUGGCGGUGGAGAUCGACGAGUCCAACGCCUUCGGGAACACGGCGCUCCACGUGGCGUGCUUCAACGGGCAGGACGCGGUGGUGAGCGAGCUGAUCGACUACGGCGCCAACGUCGGCCAGGCCAACAACAAAGGCUUCACGCCGCUGCACUUUGCCGCCGCCUCCACGCACGGAGCGCUCUGUCUGGAGGUCCUGGUCAACAACGGCGCCGACGUCAACGUGCAGAGUCGAGACGGAAAGAGUCCUCUGCACAUGACGGCCGUCCACGGGCGCUUCACUCGCUCUCAGACUCUGAUCCAGAACGGCGGCGAGAUCGACAGUGUGGACAAGGACGGUAACACGCCGCUCCACAUCGCUGCACGCUAUGGCCACGAGCUCCUGAUCAACACGCUCAUCACCAGCGGGGCCGACUGCACCAGGCGAGGCGUCCACGGCAUGUUCCCUCUGCACAUGGCGGCCUUGAACGCUCACUCGGACUGCUGCCGCAAGCUGCUCUCCUCAGGCUUCCAGAUCGACACCCCCGACAGUCAGGGGAGGUCCUGCCUGCACGCCGCCGCCGCCGGAGGCAACGUGGAGUGCGUCAAGUUGCUGCUGACGAGCGGCGGCGACCACAACAGGCGGGACAACUGUGGCAGGACUUCGCUCCACUAUGCCGCCGCCAGCCGCCACUACCAGUGUCUGGAGACCCUGGUGGCGUGCGGGACCGCCAUUAACGCCACUGACCAGUGGGGGCGCUCUGCUUUGCACUACGCCGCAGCGUCCGACCUGGACCGAAGGCGUCGUGUUGCCAUGGAGCCUGAGAGUGAAGGCGUGCAGGCGGAGCGGGAAAAAGAGGCGGCACUAUGUUUGGAGUUCCUGCUUGAGAGCGGAGCGACGGCCUCUCUCAAAGACAAACAAGGUUACAGUCCCGUGCACUACGCUGCAGCCUACGGACACAAACACUGUCUGGAGCUGCUGCUGGACAGAGAUGACGGUUACCAUGACGACCCCGACUGCCCUAACGCUGGGAGCCCCCUGCACCUGGCUGCGUACCACGGCCACGCUCAGGCGCUGGAGGUGCUGCUGCAAGGUGAGAGGGAGGUGGACCGCGUGGACGAGGUGGGCCGGACUCCUCUGGCCAUGGCGGCUCAGCGAGGUCACACGGACUGCGUUCACAUCCUCCUCAGCCAGGGGGCGUCGCCGCGCACCUGCGACACGCGGCACGGGGGCACGCCAGUACACCUAGCAGUGAUGAACGGACACACGCCGUGCGUGCGCCUCCUGCUGGACGAUUCGGACAGCGCGGACAUGACGGACGCCGCCGACUCUCAGGGACAGACCCCUCUGAUGCUGGGUGUGGCGGGCGGGCACGUGGACGUGGUGGCGCUGCUGCUGGAGCGCGAAGUUGAUGUCAACAUGGCCGACACGCACGGCAUGACGGCGCUGCACCUCGGGCUGCUGUGCGGCCAGGAGGAGUGCGUCCAGUGUCUUCUGGAGCAGGAGGCCUCUGUGUUGCUGGGCGACGCGCGAGGUCGCACCGCCAUCCACCUGGCGGCGGCGCGCGGCCACGCCUCCUGGCUGAGCGAGCUGCUGAGCAUCGCCUGCCCCGAGCCCGACUCGCUGCCCCCCCUCAAAGACCACCACGGAUACACGCCGCUGCACUGGGCCUGCUACCACGGUCACGAGGGCUGUGUGGAGGUUCUCCUGGAGCAGAAAGGUUGUCGCUGCAUUGACGGCAACCCGUUCACGCCGCUGCACUGCGCCGUUGUGAACGACCACGAGGCGUGUGCGUCACUGCUGCUGGACGCCAUGGGCUCAGACAUCGUCGGCUGCAAGGACGCUAAAGACCGCACUCCCCUCCACGCGGCGGCCUUCUCGGGUCACGUGGAUUGCGUCCAGCUGCUCCUUUCCCACGAUGCACCCGUGGACGCCGUGGACCAAUCGGGUCGCAGCGCCCUGAUGACGGCGGCCGAGAAAGGUCGCGUCGGGGUCCUCGAGGUCCUGCUCAACGGCGCCACCAGCAGCCUCCAUCAGGCGGACAAAGACGGCAACACCGCCUUGCAUCUCGCUUGUAAGAAUGGCAAAGAAGAUUGCGUCCUGCUGAUCUUGGACAAAUUGUCCGACUCGGCGCCAAUCAACGCCACAAACGCCGCGCUGCAAACCCCCCUCCACCUGGCGGCUCGUAGCGGACUCAAACAGGCGGUCCAGGAGCUGCUGUCCCGUGGAGCCAACAUCCAGACUGUGGACGAGAACGGUUUGACCCCCGCUCUGGCUUGCGCUCCCAGCCGCCAGGUGGCCGACUGUCUGGCUCUCAUUCUGGCUACCAUGAUGCCUUUGUGCUCCCCUUGCAGCUCCGGGGCCCCCUCCCCGGGCUCCCUGCUGAGGCAGCUGCCCCCCAAGGCGCCCAGAGUCCCCCAAGGCAGCGCCGGAACCCGCGGGCCGCGCAGCCCCCGCAACCCGUCGGGACCCUCCAGCGAGGGGACCACGGAGAACGACUCCGAGGACUCGGAGACGUUCUGACCUUCCCAGGUGACGUCUUUUGGGACCGAAGGAGAAAGAACUGCAUGUUUGUUCUCACGGGUGCUCCCAUCCAAACUGACCUCCUUGCUCCGUCUUACCAGAAAGACUUUUUUAAACUUUUGUACAAACCAAACUAGUUUUUCUUAUUAGGCUGCUUAGUUGUCCUGAACAGCAGCUUUCAACACAAUAAUAAUAUGGAUGGAACACCUUUAGUCAGUCGUAACAAUCACUUGAGGCACAACGCUGACUACGCGCCGCCAUUUUCCCGCGCGCCCACUUGGCCAACCAGGGUAGCCGACGUUAGCGUCUGAACACAUUUGAGGUCUUCCUCUCGUCGUUAUUUCUCUUUUCUUGUUACACAACGGUACAAAAACUGCCAGCACUUAAAAUGUCAACAACACAGAGCCUUGCCCUCUUCUAGCUCCGCCCCCUCGUCCCCCAUGUGACUACCUACCAGCGAUGUGCCAUCAAACGUCUGCAGUGCCUUGACGGGUUUUGGGUUUUUUAUACACUCUUCCUAGUAGAUACAGUAGAUCCGCACGCAGCCUGCAGAUAGCGCCACCAAACCACUUUCUAUUGACGUUACUAGAAACUAAUUCAAGCAGUGAAAAUAAAGGAUCUACUGUACUUAUUAGUUAGCAUAAAUCACAAGCAGCACAUUGUAUUGUUAUUUUACACCAACUGUCACGUUUACUACCGAGUUUAAGGGCCACACCCACAAAAUCAACAUUAACUACAGAGUUUUAGGGCCACACCCACAAAAUCAACAUCAACUACAGAGUUUUAGGGCCACACCCACAAAAUCAACAUCAACUACAGAGUUUUAGGGCCACACCCACAAAAUCAACAUCAACUACAGAGUUUUAGGGCCACACCCACAAAAUUAAAGGUUAUUCCGCCAAGAAUAUGGGUUAUUCCAAGAUAAUCUUUUACUUUAUUAAUGUUGCAAACCACGGAAAAAGCCAAAAUAUUACUGGAAAAGUCAGUUUUACAGUAAAGUUGUCAAAAAUGUACAUUUUAAAAAGUUGAAAAGACGAUAAAACGUUACAAAAAAAAUGUCAACAUUUUGAGGACAAAGACAACAUUUUAUGAUAAAGUUGCAAUAUUCUGGUCAAAAAAAGGUCAUUUUAAUAAUAAUAAUAAUACCUGGGAUUUAUAUAGCGCUUUUCUAAGUACCCAAAGUCGCUUUACAUGUUUUUCUGAAUUUUGUAAGAUUUUUUUUUUUUUUUUACAGGAGUGAAAAUGUAAUAAAAUGUUUUUUGAAAAAAGUUAAUUUUGAGAGGCGAAAACAUUUUUUACGCGUUUCUAAUAACUUUCUAAGACUGUCGGGAAUAUAAUUUUAAAGAAAACGGUAAUAUUACAAUAAAAAGUUGUAAUUUUAAAGGAAAUAAUUUGUAACAUUACAACAAAAAGUUUUAAUUUUACAGGAAAUAACUAGUAAUAUUACAAUAACAAGUUGUCAUAUUACAGUUAACAUGUAAUAUUAUAAUAAAAAGUUGCAAUUAGACAAGAAAUAACUAAUAAUAUUACAAUAAAAAGUUGUCAUUUUAUAGGAAAUAACUAGUAAUAUUACAAUAACAAGUUGUCAUUUUACAAUUAACAUGUAAUAUUACAGUAAAAAUGUGUAAUUUGACAAGAAAAUAUAGUAUUACAAUACAAAUGUUUGUUUUACAGGAAAAAACUAGUAAUAUUUCAAUAACAAGUUGUCAUUUUAUAGUUAACAUGAAAUAUUCCAAUAUAAAAUGGUCACUUUACAGGAAAAUAAAAUUACAUUAAAAAGUUGUCAUUUUACAGUAAAUAGCAGCUUGUAUUGUUAAUAUAAAAUUUCAUUUUUCUGCAUAAGUUGACAAUUGUACAAGGAAAACCACAUUUUUAUAGAAAUGAAAUAGUAAUAUUGAAAGUCAUAACUUUCCGUUGAAAUGAUGAGAACAUUGUUACAUUUUUUACAAUAACGUAAAAGGAAAAGUUGUAAUUUUACAGGAAUUACAUUUGCAUUAUGAUUACAUUUUUUGAGAAUGAUUUUGUAAUUUUACAGCAAUAAAGUUGCAAUAUUAAGAGUGAUAAGGAACAUUAUUUUGUGGUGCGGCCCUAAUACUCUCAAAUAGACAUCAGUCACAUAUUAAGACGAUCUACGGUAAACAGGAUUUGUGUGUUUGUACAUUUUUGUAUUGUCACUCCACUGGAGCUGGAAAGCAAACAUUCCCAUGUUGUUGAAUUAAAAACCAAACGGCUACGAGACUAAAGCAAAUCUUUUUUCUGUCAUUUGAGGUGAGAGAGAAAUCACUGAACUUUUUGUAUUACUGACCCUGACCACUAGAGGGCGCCAGCUGUGAGUUAACUGAAACGCUCAUCGUUCCAAAGUUAAUAUUAUUUUAUUGGGGAUGAUUUUCAUUAGGCAAUAUUUUACUUAGAAUUCAGACUUUCAGCAAGAACGUUCAUGUUUGUUGGUGCGCCUACAUGUCGUCUUUGGUACUGCAUUGUUAUGCAAUAUUGUAUAUCUUCGUCAAAUGAACUGAGGAGACGUAUUAUUACGUUUUUAAAACCACCAACAGUUCCUGAUGCAGUUUUUGUUUUGCUAAAUAUUACACAAUUAAAAAAGUAAAUGUGUUGCAGUUUGGCCUUUUUGUUUCCCUUUACUGAAUAGCAAACAGUCUCUCAAUUGGUUUGCUUUUUAAAAAAAUAUGCAAGAUUAAAAUGAAAAACACGAAUGGUUAAACUGAAAUUAAGUCAUCAAAGUAAUUUUUUGUGUACUUUUAUAUUUUAUUGUAGUAUAUUUUGAGGUGUUUAUUAGAGAUACAUUUGUUUUAUUACAUGUAUUAUUU